GGCGUCACAAACAACAAAUGUUGUCUUUACAUUGUUCGGUAAUCGAUUGCUAAAACCAUCAUAGAGGAAUUUCUUUCUCUUUUUACAAAUCUGUAUUCACUCACACCAAAUUUGUUUUGAUUUAGUAACAGUGAUGAUUGAUAAGCAUCUUAAUGGCAACUGCAGCUUUCAAAUCUUCAUCUAGAAGACCUACAAGUUCAGCCUCCUCCUUUUCCUUUUUGAAAGAAAAAGAAACCAAGGAUCAUCCUAUUCCUACCUCACCAACCAGAAAGAAACCUACUUCUGCAAAUAAAUCAUCGCCGCCUAGAAGAUCAAGAAGCGUAAGCGCUGUUUCAAGAUCCAGUGCUGAAGCUGCCUCAUUAGAUUUCUUGAAUAAAAGAGACAAUCCUCUCUACUGGAGUUCUGUUUCUCCUCCUGAAAAGGAAAGUUCCGACAUUCUUUCUGCUAAGCCAAAGGCUUUGGAUUCCGAUGAUAGGAGAGGAAGAUCGGUCUCAAGAAACGCAAAUGUUUCCAAAAACAGUUUGGGGAACAAAAAAGACGCUGCUAGGAGUCUGUCCAGGGUGGACGAAGGGCGUCGCCGCUCCUUGUCCCGGGGUCCCGUGGCCAGGACUUAUCCCUUCAAUUCCGAGAGUGAUGUUGAACCGGGAGGUAGUUUGUUGACAAAGUAUAGAAAUAUAAAUAGAAGUGAUUCAGGUUGGAAGAGUAAUUUAGUUGGAAGCAGUUGUGAUUCGCUCCAACAGAUUCAGAGCUCGAGGCCGCGGUCUCGUCGGUCUGCCUCAAAUUUGUCUUCUUCGCCAACAUUGAGUUUGGAAGAUGGGAUUUUGGGAAGCUCAUUCUCUGAAGCUAAAGAGAGGACUAGUAUAGCAAUUUGUGAGCAAACGAAGUCAUUCCAAGACUGUGACUUGGGAGGUGAUGCUUCUGCUCACAUAUAUGAAACAGUUAGAUCUGAAGUGAGACGUGCUAUUGCUGAUAUCCAAAAUGACCUUGAAAAUGCUAUCCGAAGGAGUAAUGCAACUGCCAUUGCAACCACCAAUGUGACUGAUAUUCCUCCUGACUUGGUCAACCCAGGUGCGGUUGAAUUAGUUUUGGACAUCAGAAGCGAAUAUGAGAAUAAGCUUGAACAGUCCCAGGCACGUGCUAGGAAACUUCGAGCUGACCUAGCUGUCGAGGAGCACCGUGGUUUAGAGAUAAGUAGAAUCCUUAAGGAAGUACUCCCAGAUCCCAAGAGUUCAAAUAUGCAGAAAUCUCGUCCCAGGAGAAAGUCUAGCAUUGAAAGAAGGAAGAUGUCAAAAAGAUUAACCGAAGAAGCUAUGACUUAUUUUGAUGAAUGUGUAUCGCUUUCAACUUUUGAUAGCUCUGAUUUCUCAUCGCAAGAGGAUCCACCUGUGAGCUUAGUUGGCACUGGUGCUCCAGUUGAUUGUCCAUCAUUUGCCCAAGCAAGUACUAGCAUUAAAGGCGACCACUUACGCAAGAGUUGGCCUAAUGAUAAACAGGAAUGGGGCAGUACAUGCAGUCAUGGUACACCAAGACCAUCAGCCACCAUCAGUAGUAAGGAGUGUAGUCCUGAUGAAAUCAUUACAAAAACCUCUGAAAGACAUUGGGGUAAUAGGUUUCAGUUUUCUUUUUCUCACAAUCAAAAUGGUACAUUUGGAUUUCAGCAUGACAUUGGGAAGUAUAUCAAAAGUUUUGAGAAAGACAGCAAGAAAGUUAAUAGCAUAAAUUCUGAAAUUUUAAGAUCAAACAACAGUGAUCUGGAUGAAUAUAAUUUGAAGGCCUCAGCACAAAGCUUGUUAUUUGACAGGGUAUUUUUUAGGAACCAAACUGAGUAUGGUAAAAUGUUACUAUGCGGUGGUGGUCUCACGAUUUCUUUAUCGCCUUUUGCCUCUGUAAUCUAAAUGUCUGUUUUUUAUCAUGUAAGUUGUGACUAUCUUACAUCAGUAUUUGUCAUUCAUAGAAUUGUACAUCAGUUGAUACCUAAAAGAUGAAGCUGAAAAGAAGCCACCAGCUAGUUUCAUUUGUUGCAUCUUUGUGGAUGCUCAAAACUAUUUAUCAAUAACAGGGGACUGAAAAAAUAGUCUGCAUGUCCAGGUAAUAAAAUGUAUGCAAUUUUAUCCCCAACCUCUCAUCUGCCCAAAGAACUGCCUAAAGUUGCUGGUAUGUUAAGCAAGUUGUUAACAAUAUGCAUGUAUUAUUUUUGAGAAACUUACCCACAACGUCUAUUUACACCUGAACAAAUAUUCUUAGAAAGCAGGAAGAAAAGAAAAAAGAAAAGAGGGAAUCUUGGUUCCUUAGAAUUGUGAAAAUAAAAAACUUGUAACAUCGUGUAAUAAGAAGCUCGUGAGAGAUGCAUGCAGUCAAAUGGUUCAUUAAACAAAAAUGUGCAGAGUUACAAAUGAGAUCAUUAGAUUUAUUAAUUUUUGAGCUA
Molecule: messenger RNA, 2425 nt
Organism: Jatropha curcas
Lineage: Eukaryota; Viridiplantae; Streptophyta; Magnoliopsida; Malpighiales; Euphorbiaceae
Source: RefSeq, a predicted model, not a curated record